Molecule: messenger RNA, 1198 nt
Organism: Stereum hirsutum FP-91666 SS1
Lineage: Eukaryota; Fungi; Basidiomycota; Agaricomycetes; Russulales; Stereaceae
Product: mitochondrial carrier
Exons: 7
Coding region: 71-967 (298 amino acids)
Biological process (GO): mitochondrial L-ornithine transmembrane transport
Molecular function (GO): L-ornithine transmembrane transporter activity
Source: RefSeq, a predicted model, not a curated record
ACGUUCUAUAUACCGCACACCCUCAGUCCACUCGCGUUCUCGUUUAGGACUUCUGUCUAGAGGGAAAAAAAUGUCGAAAACAGUCAAGGAUCUGACGGCUGGAACGGCUGGUGGAAUUGCGCAGGUGCUCGUUGGGCAACCGUUUGACAUCGUCAAAGUGCGUAUGCAAACGGCACCGCAAGGGACGUACAAUGGCAUGCUUCACUGUGCAGGCGGAAUCUUCAAGAACGAAGGGCCUCUCGCUUUCUACAAGGGCACUCUGACCCCACUACUGGGUAUCGGUGUUUGCGUGUCCAUCCAGUUCGGCGUCCUCGAGUACACGAAACGGCUCUUCGCAAACCAGAACGUCCUGAAUGGUCGCGGAGGACCGGACGGAAAGCUUCUGACCAGUGGACAGCUCGUCACAGCAGGUGUCUUGGCUGGAAUCGGCAACGGCUUUGUUUCAGGACCCGUCGAGCACAUUCGUAUUCGGCUACAGACGCAAUCGAACACGAACCCGAUCUAUCGCGGCCCCUGGGACGCCAUUAAGAAGAUCAGUUCCGCGCAUGGUAUUGCGGGGAUUUACAAAGGCCAGAACGUCACCUUCCUCCGCGAGGCCUCGGGGUACGGUAUCUACUUCUGGGCAUAUGAGAAACUCGUACAGCGCGAGAUGGCACAAAAGGGGAUUAAAAGAGAGGAAAUUAGCGCCACUAGUGCUGUUCUAUACGGUGCUGCCGCCGGUUAUGCUCUGUGGGCCGUUAUUUACCCAAUAGACAUGAUCAAGUCGCGGAUGCAGACAGAUGGCUUCUCGCCUGCAGAAGGUCAAAAGUACAAGUCUGCCGUGGACUGUUUCCGCACUGUUAUGCGGACAGAGGGCGUCGGAGCGCUUAUGAGAGGGCUGGGCCCCACGUUGAUUCGGUCUCCAUUCGCCAACGGCGCCACGUUCCUCGGAUUCGAGAUGGCCAACCGGUUACUCAACUCCUUCUGACAGCUGCGACUCCUCAGCAUCAGUCCUACGAUUCAUGGCGUAUCGCACCCUGACGACGUGGACGGAGAAAAAUAGAAUACACGCAUCCUUGGUCAGUGCUAUUGAGGAUACCUUACUUGGUGUGGCUAUAAUGGGAUCUAGAGCACAUAUAACCCGUACAUGCAGAGACACCUAUAGAGAAGCUUUCUCAGCUACAUGUGCAACCUCGUCUGCAUGCUUCCGACUUCUACG